AGGGUAUGACAGACAUUCAGGAAAUUGCUUUGAAGGAGAAUCUAGAAGCCUUCACAAAGACAAGAACAAAUCAGAGAGGACUGACGGAGAAAAUGAACACAAAGCUUCCACUCGCUGUCUUGCUCGCAGUUCUUUGCACAGUCUCUCAGGCUGUCCAGGUUAAGGAGGGAGAAUUCAGCUUCUCACUGGAGUCUGUCAAAAUGCUGAAGGAGCUGAUGGACAGCAGUGUCCCCAGAAACCCCAACCCACGGCUGGCGGCCACCACGACCAGAGACAUCUGCAUCCACCCUGCCUUGCCUGAUGAAUUCAAACAACUGUGUAGGACCAAGAAGGCGAGCGUGUCAAUGCACCGACUUGGUGUCAUGGCACUAAAUUCGGACAUAUGUGAGAUCUGCGCAUUCGCCGCCUGCACCGGCUGCUGAGAUGCCCGAACCCCGGUUGGAAGUUGGUGGAAAAAAGCCGCGCUACGUGCAGUCCAGUAACCCUCGGCAGACCUUAAAGCCUGCUGUUAUCGAUGAUCAGCUUCUCAUCCCUAAAAGCUUGUUAACUACCAUAAAAGGGGAGGGGGUGCUGUUUGAGGGGUUUUGGGGGGAAUUUUGUGCAAAUCAAUAAAACAAAUUGCGAGAAACUUUUUAUUUCACCUUUAUAAUAUAUAUUAUUUGUACGACAGUGCGAUGAUUGAAACAACUUUUUACCGACUUUGUUACUAUUACCAACUUAUUUCCCUGUUUUUUUAAGAACUGCUCUUUGUUUUCAUAAGUUGUAAGUUGUCUGUUAUUACAUAUUUAAAAUAGAGUAGAUACUAUUUUUAUAGCUACUAGUGGUUUGUAUCUGUAAGUUGACAUUGUUUAUUCAUAUUUCAAGCAUUUAAUAAAACACUCUAAAAAA
Messenger RNA from Brienomyrus brachyistius, 888 nucleotides. Its product is annotated as guanylin-like. NCBI's taxonomy places the organism in Eukaryota, Metazoa, Chordata, Actinopteri, Osteoglossiformes, Mormyridae. Gene Ontology annotation, cellular component: extracellular region. Gene Ontology annotation, molecular function: guanylate cyclase activator activity. The transcript has 3 exons. The coding region runs from base 6 to 422 and encodes 138 amino acids. The record is from RefSeq and is a predicted model, not a curated record.